Molecule: messenger RNA, 892 nt
Organism: Synchiropus splendidus (mandarinfish)
Lineage: Eukaryota; Metazoa; Chordata; Actinopteri; Syngnathiformes; Callionymidae
Gene: sumo1
Product: small ubiquitin like modifier 1
Exons: 5
Coding region: 8-421 (137 amino acids)
Biological process (GO): protein sumoylation
Cellular component (GO): nucleus; PML body
Molecular function (GO): protein tag activity; ubiquitin-like protein ligase binding
Source: RefSeq, a predicted model, not a curated record
GUUAAGUAUGUUGUGCGUCACAUCCGGUGGCGGUGGAUCUCCACAACAUCAUUUGAGGGCCAGAGCUACGCUCGCUCUUAAACAUCUAUAUUGUACCUUUAAACGCGGAUUAAACAUGUCUGACACGGAGACUAAACCAUCGAGCCAAGAUGGGGGGGACAAGAAGGACGGCGAAUACAUCAAAUUAAAAGUGAUCGGACAGGACAGCAGUGAAAUCCAUUUUAAGGUGAAAAUGACAACACACCUGAAAAAAUUGAAGGAGUCUUACAGCCAGAGACAGGGUGUGCCAGCAAGUACGUUACGGUUUCUCUUUGAAGGACAGAGAAUUGCAGACAACCAAACUCCCAAAGAGUUGGGGAUGGAGGACGAGGAUGUCAUCGAGGUGUAUCAAGAACAGACUGGUGGACUCUGGAAAGAUUAAAACCAACCCCAUGUACACCAAUAAUGUAAUUUUGUAUUUUAUUUUUUAUGUAUGUGUUCAUUUGGGUCAUGUUUCUACACAUCUGGGCCAAUCUGGGCUUCCAAGCGUUUUGCUGGCGCAGCGUACAGACAAGGGCUGUUGAGACGCGCCAUUGCAACAGCAACCAUUCAAGCUGCAAAUGAUUUUGGUUUUCGGGGUUCCUCGUCGGAUUUGAGAAGUGGUUCACGUUGGUGUGGUUUUUAAGCCACGUGUAGCGUUUAUGACUGUAUGUAGGAACGAGCUGCUUCCGUCAUCCACAUCCAACUGUGUUUGUUGUCAUCUCUUCUGCUUGUUGCUUUAUAACGGAGUCACAUGUUGUUUUUUACUUCCAGACAUUUUUCUGUGCAUCUCUGAGAACAUUUGCCGUGUUCGAUCACUGUUGGAUUAUCAUCAAUAAGUGAAAGAUUUUUGAAUAAAUGCUGUCAUUGUCAA